Molecule: messenger RNA, 2664 nt
Organism: Amphiprion ocellaris (clown anemonefish)
Lineage: Eukaryota; Metazoa; Chordata; Actinopteri; Pomacentridae
Product: active breakpoint cluster region-related protein
Exons: 22
Coding region: 25-2565 (846 amino acids)
Biological process (GO): positive regulation of GTPase activity; signal transduction
Cellular component (GO): membrane
Molecular function (GO): GTPase activator activity; guanyl-nucleotide exchange factor activity
Source: RefSeq, a predicted model, not a curated record
UGUCACCAGCUGAGUGUGUUUCACAUGCAGCGCCUCCAGGGCUCAGCGUGCACCGUGAGGACUAGACUAGUUUCUGCUAUGGACGUCUACCAGGAGGCUGUGCAUUAUCUGGAGUCACAACAUGUACCAGUGGAAGCAGAUACAGAUGUCUUGGAAGAGGAUGUUUUCCGGGAGGAGGCAGAGUCCUGUUUUCUUUCUCCUCUUACCACAGAGAGUAUAGACUUCCCCGACACCCCCAUAUCAUGCAGCCCGGAGGAGAUGUUAGAAAGAAGGCUUGUGGUCCUGAAAGGCAUCCUGGACAGUGAGGAGGUUUAUCUCAGGGAGCUGGAUACCCUGCUGAUGCCCAUGAAGGCUCUGAGGGCCUCAGCUGGGACCUCCCAGCCAGUUCUGUCCAGUCAGCAGGUCCAGACUGUUUUCUAUCAGGUGCCUGAGCUCCGAGACGUGCACCAAAGCUUUUACUCGGACCUGAAGGCCCGUCUGAGCACUCACUGCCAGGCUGAGGUCAGCUCUGGACAGGAAACAGGAAUGAGACACAAAGAUUUUGAGCUAAUGGUGGGGGACCUGUUUCUGAAAAUGGUGAACCAGAUCGGUCUGUACGGCGGUUUUAUUGAAAACUAUGAAAAGGCCGUUGAAGUUGUUAGGAAGUGCACACACUCUGAUCCUCGCUUCCGAACUCUGGCCCAGAGCAUGAUGUCCAACAACGGCGCAGACAAAGCUCGGACUCAAUACACAUUUGAAGCUCUACUGUAUAAGCCUUUGGACAGAGUAACCAGGACCACGUUAGUGCUGCGUGACCUACUGAAGACGACACCGGUGGAGCACAGAGAUUACGUACUCUUACAAGAAGCUCUGAGAUUGUCUCGCAGCUUCCUGUCUGGUGUCAAUGAGAGUUCACAGUGCAGACGGGAGGUCACGCUCAGUCACGGCAUGAGGCGUCAGCUGAUGCGUGACGGCUUUGUAGUGGAUAUGAGUGAUGGGGAACGCAGCCUGCGUCACCUCUUCCUUUACACUGAUCUACUUCUGUGCACCAGAUUCAAACAUGCAAGCAGAGGGAAGCAGGAUCAGUACAGGUUUUGCUGGUAUCUGCCUCUUGCUGGUCUCAGACUUCACUGGGUUGCAGACCAGGAGCGACCAUCUGACACAAACAUCCGCUUACACUCCAUAAGAACCAAAAUGUACCUCCUACACCAGCAGCUACGACAACAUGCGAAAGGUUCCAGGGGCUUGGCUAUGGCGGCUCGUAGCAGGAAGAAACUGGAACAGAUGGAGUUGAUGCAGCUCACACUCUCUCCUGUUUACAGACUGGAGCUGCACAGCCUCAGUGGCAAAAGUCACACUCUCCUCUUCUCCUCCCUGUAUGAAUUAGAAGAAUGGAGAGAAGCCAUCCACAAACUGACCACAGACAACAUAGAAACCGUCCCUCCAGACCUGCUCACUCUCACCAGUGCAUGUGCAAAACUGAGAAUGACCCAACAGCCGCCACUACAAACCACUAAUGCUGGAGAGAACGAGGAGUCGUUAUGUGGGACUUUGAGUGUGUCGAUUCAUUGCGCUUUUGGUUUACAUCAACCAACUUGUGUGUAUGUGUGUGUGGAAGUAGACGGCUACGAGUUUUACGAUAAACAGGCCCAGACACACUCUUCGGUCCACAGCCUCAACCCUCACUGGGACCAGGAGCUGUCUUUCCAGGUAGAUGGUGCACAGAACAUGAGUGUGCUAUGUGUGAGUCAGUCGGAUGGACAGAACGAUACAGUCCUGGGAAAAACUACUGUAAAGCUGGAGUCAAAAACCCUAAAUAAGCGAUGGAGAAGACAGACUCUACAGCUGGGCCAUGUGGAGGUGACUCUCUCCCUGAAAUACUGUCCCCACCCACUGGAACCUCCCAGCUCCACGGCUCAACAACCGCCUGUCUUCUGUGUUUCCAUUCAAAGUGUGGCGCAACAGCAGGGAGUGCUUGUUCCUCAUGUGGUGCGAUGCUGUGUGGAGGAGGUGGAGAGGAGAGGCUUGGAUGAGGUGGGAAUCUACAGGGUUUCGGGAACCACCAGCGAUAUCAGCAUGCUCAAGUCUGCGUUCAACAGCAAUCUGCGUGAGGCGGUCAGCAGGCUCAGAAGUGCCGAAGUGAACGCUGUUUCUGGUGUUCUCAAGCUCUACUUCAGAGAGCUGCCUGAACCUCUCAUACCCACUGAGCUGUUUCAGAGUCUGGCAAGAGCUCUGGACAUCCAGGACUUGAACUCACGGCUGGUGUCCAUGUUGUCCCUGCUGCAGUCCUGUCCUGACGCCAACCGCCACACCUUCCUCUACCUCUUGCAUCAUCUCCAACGAGUGUCAGAGAGGCAAGAUGUUAACAAGAUGUCUCUACUUAACCUGGCUACAGUAUUCGGCCCCAGCCUUGUGCGCCCUCCUGUGGCUGGACUGGGACACAACGGCCCCACUGUGGAUAUCUCUCAGGAGGUUGUGAUACAGGUCCAAGUGGUUUACUGUUACCUGCAGUGCAACAACCUCCCCGAAGCCCAGAUCUCUCUGCCACAUGACACAGAUGCUGAAGAUGAGACCACCCACAUGUGAGACCACCAUCUGUGCUGCGGCUGGCAGGAAAUUCAAAUAGAGUGUAGGACCAUGUGAGGGAGGACUGUAAGACAAUAAAGGUAUUUAUUGAUGAUAAAA